AUGCUGCAAAAAUUAUUUAUUGCUCUAUUCUAAAGUACAUAAAUAUAUAAAUAAAAGAUAAAUAUUUAUAAAUAUCUUAUGCUAAUAACUCCAAGAGAAUAAGGGAGCAUUUUCUUUGAAAAUUAUAACCCUGGACCUGGAUUCUAUCUAGGAAACGACUAAAGAUAUUCAAGUAUUUUAAAAUACUCUCAUCCUAAUUAUGGAGGGCAAGACUAAACUGUUCCUUUCCCAAGAGAGAUGAGAUUUAGAAAACUUAAAAAUUAAAAUGAUGUUAAAGUAGGCCCAGGUUCUUAUAAUUUCAAAUCUUAAUUCCUAAACAGAAAAGAAUACUUUGAAAAAUUCAACAUAAAUCCAACUAUUUAAAAGCUUAACUAUAGCAACACUUAAUCAUCUUUUAAAGUAAAUGCUGUCCCAUCCAUACCUAGUGGAAAUAUCUCAAGUGGAUAUCAAGACAUAGGAGAUGGUCUUGUUAUUUAAUUAAAAGAUAACAACAAAAAUUUACUAAAAAAUAGAGUGGGGCCAGGCUCUUAUGACCCAAAAAUUGAAAUGAUAAAGCCACGCAAACAAGUUCCUUUCAUUAGAAGUCAAUCUAAUUUUUCUAAAGUAAAAGAGCUACCUUAAUUAAAUUAGAAUGAUUUUUUUGUGUUUUCACAUAAAUCUUAUGCAAAAAGGUGA
Tetrahymena thermophila SB210 is the source of this 675-nucleotide messenger RNA. RefSeq names its product sperm-tail PG-rich repeat protein. The record is from RefSeq and is a predicted model, not a curated record. Lineage: Eukaryota; Ciliophora; Oligohymenophorea; Hymenostomatida; Tetrahymenidae. The transcript has 2 exons.